AUGUCAUCGAAAACUGACGUGUCUGCCCAUGCCCCCACUGGGUGUAAGGGGACACGCUAUAGUUACGUUUGUUCAUUUCAGUCAUGGAUCACAGCUCUAAAAGAGCAUAUCGCUUAUUCUGGGCAUUAUUUGUGGGCGGGAGCGGCACCCGAUGCAGCAAAGGAAGCAACUGAAGAUUUGGAAGACGAAUGUAAACCACUGGGUUCGAUGCAAGACUCGUUGACAGCCGCAAACAAUCAUAUGGCGUUAAUGGAGAAUCAAAUGAAUGAGUGCGAAGCGAUCCUUCGAGCUUUAGACAAGACCAGACAGGGGAAUUCCUUACAGCAUUCUGCGUAUAUGCGUUUCCAACACGUGCACGGAUCUGGUCAAGCAGCAUUACAAGCAUUACGUCAUUGCAUCGCCUUAGUUGCGCAAACGCGGGAUCGCGACGCCUCUGCCUUGGCUAAUGAGUUGGAACGCAAUCGGGUUUUGGAGGAAGCUUUGGCAGCACUCGCGAGAACACACCACGCUCUUGAAAUGUCCGUCGCUGAAGAACUUACUGGAGUGAGUAUUUCUAGCAAGAGAAAAAAGAAAGCUCCACGAACGCCGAACGAAUCGAGGGACAAUUUCUUCGAUGUUUAUGACGACUCUGAAGAAGAUGACGAUACAUUAGUGACAGCGGGUUUGUGUAGUCCCCUCGGCGCUCUUAGUCCUUGGGGAAGCAGUCCCGACUUAACAAGACGAACGCCGGUAGGCAGUGAUAAUGGUGAUGUGACACCAACGAAUGAAAAUCAAGAGAUGGAUCAUCGUCUAUCUGGGUCCGGCUCUCCUCAGUCCAUACACACAGCGAUCAGCCCUUGCAGCUCCCGUGGCACUCUGGUAUCGCAGGACGGACAUGUUUAUCGAAACGCACGGACGUACAGAAAGAAUUAUGUUCCAAGCUCAAAAUGGUCGCUUUAA
Pieris macdunnoughi is the source of this 939-nucleotide messenger RNA. NCBI's taxonomy places the organism in Eukaryota, Metazoa, Arthropoda, Insecta, Lepidoptera, Pieridae. The record is from the annotation of a GenBank genome assembly.